UGCACUGUGCCGACCUCCCCUAUUCUUCGCUAAUUUGGCCACGUCUCCAGCUCCGCCGUUUGCACGUGUUCCGAGUCUGGUGCUUACCAGCAUCGUUUUCCUUGCCUGUUGUCACUGUUCCUGUUCUGUGGUCACUGUCGCCUCGAUCCUCCUGUCCCCGCACGCGCGGACAUCGUUGCGCGCACAACGAUGGCAGACCGUCCUCCAGAAAGCGACACCCCAGUGAAGAGGAAGCGAACGGCAAUACCGUUGGAAGUUAAGCGUAGCAUUGUGAGAGAGCACAACGCCGGCGAGAAAGUGAGCAGCUUGGUGCGCAAGUACGGCCUGUCGCAGCCGACUGUAUCCUGCAUCAUUCGCAAUGCACUCAAGCAAGCCGAAAGUGACAGCCAUGCCAGUGCUAGCGGUGCUAGCCAUGCUAUGGAUGACGGCCAGAAAAGGGUUAGGCACGGGGCGUACAAAGACGUGGAAGAUGCACUGUACCAGUGGUUCCUUAGCGCUCGCGCUAUGAAUUUGCCAGUCAGUGGUCCCAUUUUGGCGGAGAAGGCGAAGAGGUUCGCGUACCUCCUUCGCAACACUGAUUUCCAGCCUGGGGGUGGCUGGCUUCAACGUUUUAAGGAGAGGCAUGGCAUUGUGUACAAGGCAGUCGUCGGAGAGGCAGGCUCGCUGGAUGUAAAUGCUAGGCAGAAGUGGUUGGAGGAAGCACUGCCCUGCAUCCGCGAAGCCUACGCGGACCGAGACUUGUACAAUGGUGACGAAACAGGGCUCUUUUUUCAGAUGCUACCCUCAAAGACGCACGCGCUGAAAGGCGAUGCCUGUAAGGGCGGCAAACAGAGCAAAGUGCGAGUGACAGUUUGUUUUUGUGCUAACAUGGACGGCAGCGACAAGUGUCCCGCCUUUGUGAUAGGCAAGUCGAGGAAUCCUCGCUGUUUUCGUGGUGCCGCGAGGAUACCUGUUCGCUACCGCCACAACAGGAAAGCGUGGAUGACCCGCGAACUUUUCCGUGAGUGGCUGGUAGAGUUCGACGAGAGGAUGCAGCGCGAAGGCAGGAAAGUGGCGCUGGUGCUCGACAACUGCACCGCCCAUCAUACCGCCCAGAAGCUGUCGAACGUGGAGAUUUUUUUCCUCCCUCCCAACACCACUGCGGGCUUGCAACCCAUGGACGCAGGAGUGAUUGCUUGCUUCAAGGCGCUGUAUCGGCGUCGUGUUUUGAGCAGGCUGGCGCUGAACCUGGACAUCUCCAUACGUGAACACCGACCUGCGCCGGACUUCAAGGUUUCGCUCCUGAUGGCCGUGCAGUUCACUUUUGCGGCAUGGGCAGAAGUCGGCUCCUCCACCAUCGCGAAUUGCUUCUGUAAGGCGGGCUUUGCUGGGGAUUCCAGUGAGGCGGAAGUAGAAGGCCGUGACGCUCCUGCCGACGCAGAAAUGACCGAACUUUGGUCGUCGGUGAACGGUGGUGAUGGAGACGCGUCGGGACUUGAGGAGUUUUUGCACGCCGACGACGCACUAGCAACAAAUGAGGACCUCACCGAUGAGGCGAUCGUCGCUGCGGUCACCGGCGCGGAAGACGGCAGCAGUGACGACGAGGAGGAACCGGAACCCGUGCAGGUUGUGUCGCAUCAGGAAGCGUUGCAAAUGAUCGACUCCCCGCACAAUUUUGUGUUUGCUAAAAACCUUCCGCUCGGCCACGCGCAGCAGUUGGACGGUUUGCAAAAAGAUGUCACUAAGACGGCCAGUAAGCAGUCGAAGCUGACUGCUUAUGGUUUUCUACCUGCUAAAAAGUGA
Rhipicephalus sanguineus (brown dog tick) is the source of this 1782-nucleotide messenger RNA. RefSeq names its product tigger transposable element-derived protein 6. Gene Ontology annotation, molecular function: DNA binding. The record is from RefSeq and is a predicted model, not a curated record. The coding region runs from base 190 to 1782 and encodes 530 amino acids. The transcript has a single exon. Lineage: Eukaryota; Metazoa; Arthropoda; Arachnida; Ixodida; Ixodidae. Gene Ontology annotation, cellular component: nucleus.